AUGUGCCAUUGUGGUUUUGUAGGCAAGUGCUCCCUCCUCUUCCUGCGCGGCGGCCCUUGCCCUCCUCUCUCUUCGGUCCCCUUCGCGCCUCCUCGCGGCAGUCGCAGAGCCAAGGAGCCCGAGCUCGGCGGCGACGGAUCGGAAGGCAGCGGCGGCGCUGGAUCUGGCAGUGGUGGAGCCGCCGCCGUCUCCACUCGCCGGGAACCGGCCAGAUCCGCCCCACGAGCUUCACAGGUGCCACCCCCUCCGCCACCAGCCACGGUGGCCUCCCCCGCCCCGUAUCGGCGCGGAUCCAGCCACCAUCUCCCGCAGCAACGGCGGCCUCGCCCUGCUCCGCCCCCGCUCCUCCUCCUCCUCCUCCGCGCCUUCGCCUCGCUCCCCAUCCCGGCCGCCGCGAGAGGGGGCCUCGACCCGUCUCCCUCAGGUUCUCUCCGCUCUCACACCCUCCGUGACCCGAGCAUCAAGGAGAUGGCGGAGCAGAUCGCCAAGGACCCGUCCUUCAGCGAGAUGCCCCGUAAAUCUACUCAAUUAAUUUACCUCAAACAAGGAGCAGACACAGAGGAGGAAUCUGCUACCUCAAAGCAGUUGAUCGACGCCAGGAGGGUGGGUACGUGA
Aegilops tauschii subsp. strangulata is the source of this 615-nucleotide messenger RNA. The record is from RefSeq and is a predicted model, not a curated record. NCBI's taxonomy places the organism in Eukaryota, Viridiplantae, Streptophyta, Magnoliopsida, Poales, Poaceae.